CACCGUAAUUUUUUUCGUUGAUUUCAUUUCAUCGCGCUAGUCGGAGCCGGAGCCUCGGAGUACGCACGCUGUCGUUUUCCCAUUCGGAGUUAAGUGGUUCAAGCUUCAAGCCGCGAGUUCUUUCGUUGGAGACGAUCAUGCAAAGCACACCUAAGCAGUGCUUGUGAAGGGACUUCGUUGUCAUGAAUAGACGAUACAGGAUGGCAACAGGUGGUUAUCAGCAGAUCAAGUACGUCUAUGAACUCCCGUACGGCCAAAGAACUAAACUGUGCAGACUCCUCGAUGCAGGUGGAAGAUGGAAAGAGUUAGGUUUCAAUUACAUGAACAUGGAUCACAUCACAAUCAGCCUCAUGGAACAGGCUGUGCUGCGGAGAGAAAGCCCGACGGAUGAGCUCCUGCACAAGUGGGGCGAGAAAAAUGGCACCGUUAACCAGCUGUUUGUUUACCUCUACAAAAUGAAGCACAUGCAAGCCAUGCUCAUCAUCAAAGAAUUUGUGAAUCCUAAAUAUCAUCACCUCCUCGAACGGCAGCAGACGACAGAAUUAGACAGCGCUUUGCUGUCAGACAGCUGCGGUUGGAAAGCAUCGCAGUAUGAAUGCAGUGCUCCCCCAAUGUCAUUCGCCGCUAACGACUACAACAAGAAGCUCUAUGCUGAAGACUGUAACUGGAACAUGAGGAAGUCGCAAGUUCUGAGCAAGGUGGAAAGUGGGAAAGUGAAACUGGGCCUUAGUUCGGGACUUCCAGGACAGGGCAGCAGGUCUCGAAACCACACCACGAAUGGCAUCGCACCGCCGUCAAUAUCCAACAACAAUGUUGGGCAAGUGUCGCAAAGAAUACCGGUUACGCAGCGCACAACCGAGGGGAAAGUACAGAACGUUGCUGGUAGCGUUCCUGAGGCCUCACAAAGACACGCAUCUGCUGCGUCCAGGAAAGAUAUUGGUGACAUCCAGCCUCUGGGACACUCCAUACCAUACAGCGAGAUUGUGCAUGCUACUGACAACUUCUGUGAGAGCCACAUUCUGGGGAAGGGAGGCUUUGGAACUGUCUACAAGGGUCUAUGGAAGGACACCACAGUAGCAAUCAAAAGGUUACAUCUUCAUGAAAAAGACAGUGAUGUUCGACAGGAACAGAACAUGAAGCAGUCACUGACCGAGCUGAGGGUACUACAGAGCUUCCGAUUCGACAGCAUCCUUCCUUUGUACGGUGUUUCCUUGGAUGGGCCAGAACCAUGCAUUGUGUACCAGUACAUGAAGAAUGGAUCGCUGGAAGAUAGAUUGCGUUGCAAGAAUAAUACACCUCCACUAAACUGGAAUCAGAGGGGAGUUAUCGCCAAGGGUACAGCAAGGGGUCUGCAUUUUCUGCACACGUUCCUGAAGGGGCAGCCUCACAUACAUGGAGAUAUUAAAAGUGCAAAUAUUCUUCUCGACCUGAAUCUAGAGCCCAAAAUUGGAGACUUUGGGCUGACGAAAGCAGGACCUCCAACAGAUAUGACGCACAUUGUCGUGUCACACGUUCAUGGGACACGAUACUAUCUUCCUCAUGAAUAUCUCAAGAAUCGCCAACUCUCAACAAAAGUUGACAUCUACAGUUAUGGCAUUGUACUCCUAGAACUAGCAACUAGCAAGCAUGUGUUCGACAGACGGCGGUCAAAGACAUUGAUGGAACACGUUGCAGAUUGUGCCCAGAGCAACCAGCUCGAUUCUCUCAGAGAUGGUGGUGCAGGUGAUGAGAAUACAGAUUGGUUUCCAUUGCUGAUCCAUUUGGGGCAAAAAUGUUCAAGCUACAACAGAAAAGACAGACCUGAAAUGGAGGAGGUACUGCAACACUUCAAAGAGGGCCCUACAGAAGCUGUUCGAAAACUUUCCAUCUCAGCACUGCCAUCAGGAUCCCCCAAACAAGAGUCCUCUUCCCCUCCAUCACCGUUGGACAUUCAGAGGUGGUACGACAUUCGGCAAGCAGCCAUGCAGUCAAACCGUCCAACCUUCCUCACCCCUACAACUUCACCAUUGUCAACAGCACCAAACGUACCAACAAGCCCAAGGCAUUCGCCAAAUUUCCUGGGGCGCCCAUCUUCGUCAGUGGUCAGAACACAACCUUCAGAUGUUGUUUCAACGGCGCAACCACCGGAUUGCCAACAGCCGUCCCUGUCCAUUGGGCUUCCACAGCAGCAACCUCCCCGCAAACCAUCCUUUCCUGGGGACAUGCUUCCAAUGAUCACCGAGCUGGGGGUCUCCCAUGAGUCGGCCUCAGCUUCGCAGUCAUCCAACUCGCAAGAUCGGCCCAAGUCCCAGGGCACGGUGUCACCGGCUGACGACAGAAACGACACGUCUGGGACCACCACCAGCUCGGGGUGUACGACAGAGCUGUCGGAUGAGGGCAGAGGAAUAUUCAUCAACCAGGACUUGCGCAGUGCUGCACUGGAGUUGCCCGAUAUCGCAGACAUCAACUUGAGUGAGCUUUUAAGUGAUGACGACGACGACGAUGAUGGUGUUAGUGAUUGACGUUUUCAAGCGUGUUGACGUGUGGGGCAUAGCGUUUGCGUUGUGUUUGCUUGUGGCAAAAAUAACGUGGCUCUCGACAGAUUGUUCUGUUGGGGAAUCAAUGGGUGCGUUAAGUAGGCACCCCUUCUUUUGGCGCUCUCAAAUCGGGAGUGUGAGACACCUGGAGCGACCACUUAACAGCAAAAAGCAACUUUGGAGCGCAACACUGCUCGCUCGCUGAUGCCGCUUCCCGUGGUCUCCUCAUGCAGUGCACAGACGGAGGACACAUUGGCUUAGUUUGAACCUAUAGCAAUGUUGGAAGUUGCGAAGACUUUUCCUUGUAACAGCGAAUGCAUUGGAAAAGAUGGGGAUUUGUAACAGAUGCCAUAUGAACUGUUUAUUGCGAAGAUGACUGCAUGGCGUGAGGGUGUCUGCGUUAAAGCACUGCAUUUCCGGCGAAUAACCGCCGACGUCCGUGUGGAAGUUGUCCACUAAUAAAGAAGCGUGAUAACAGUUAUAAAUACAUUACAGUUUACUGAAAUCGUACUUGGGUAACAUAUAGAUAGGGAGUGACUACUUUUUCGGGCUAAAUGCCUUUUUCAGAUUCGGCGUGGGGGGGGCGGACUCGGGUGCUAUUUUUAAAUCUGUAAUUCGGGGAGAAAUCGGGCGAUAAUUGUGCCUAAACUACUGAUAACUCAAACUCUAACAUCCAGAGCAGUCUGUUUGACUUAUCCAGUAUAUUGACUUAUGCAAUCUUGCACAAAUAUGCAGUCAUUAUCUCGGGUUUUCUAACAUAAUUGAGAACAAGGUACAAAGACAUCAGAAAAUGGCACAAAACGGUGCUUCAUUGUAUAUUAUACUAUAUGACUAGACACGGUAAGCAAAACUGAGCCUUGUCUUACUGCUUCACAAAAUCGUUGUGUGACAACCUUAAAAGUAAUCAAAUAUUUUAGUUUGCUUUGUAUAUAUUUUUGCGGUGACAAAGCUUUGGAGUCUAUGAAGUAGCUGCAUUGUCUCUCCUGUGUCCAUUGCUCCACAUUGGAUUAUUUCGGCUCAUAGGCUCCUCCUGUAGCCGGAAGGCAGCGUCACGAUCCAAUCCGAUCCAAAGGUUCCAGUACUAGAUGUCAGUGGCCAAUGGCAGACUGUCGUUUUCGACUUGAAAGAAUAAAAAAUGUGCUUCGAGACUGGC
Molecule: messenger RNA, 3669 nt
Organism: Ornithodoros turicata
Lineage: Eukaryota; Metazoa; Arthropoda; Arachnida; Ixodida; Argasidae
Gene: pll
Exons: 15
Coding region: 183-2501 (772 amino acids)
Biological process (GO): protein phosphorylation; signal transduction
Molecular function (GO): ATP binding; protein kinase activity; protein binding
Source: RefSeq, a predicted model, not a curated record